Sardina pilchardus (European sardine) is the source of this 3327-nucleotide messenger RNA. RefSeq names its product coiled-coil domain-containing protein 178. The record is from RefSeq and is a predicted model, not a curated record. Bases 190 to 2745 code for a protein of 851 amino acids. The transcript has 20 exons. Lineage: Eukaryota; Metazoa; Chordata; Actinopteri; Clupeiformes; Clupeidae.
UGUGGCUGCACCGUGCUGAACCAGCAAGAAUUUGCAGGAAACAACAGUAAACUUAACUUGAAAGUCUGCUAGUAGGCCAUGUUCACGAUUUAAAUGGUACCUUGCUGUGAAAUAAUGAACGUGGACAUUUCAGCUCAAAGAUGCUCUUAGGAACGUGUAAGUGAGUUGAUCUCAUACAUUUGAAACAUCAUGCCAGACGUGGAACUGCUGAAAUACCCCUCGAGGGAAGGGGCGUCCAGUUUACAAGAUCAGGAGGACCGUCAGACGGUGUGCCCCAGUAGGCGUCGCAGUUGCGCCUUAGUUAACACUCCAUCACCAUGUGUGAACAAAGCCGUCUGCCAUAUCCAAGAGCUAAAAAGGAAGCUGGAGAGCUGGUUGCAGCUGCAUCUUCGGUCACAGGGGAAAAAUCUGAACAACAUGCUUGGGUUGACAUCUGGAGAUGGAAAACAGGAUGGCCUUCCAAAAGAACUGUGUAUUGAAGGCAUAGGACUUCUUGGAGGUGGCUUCACUUUAUUUGCAGAUCCUUCCAAUGGGAUGAACACAUUGCGGAAAGAGGCCAUGGAUAUCCUUAUGGAGGUGGCAUUCCUGAUUGACAGACUUGAAGCAGAUCGUCAAGAAGCUAAGGAGGCUCUCCUGAAGGAAAAGCAGACACGUGAAAGACUCGGGAAGAAAAUGGACAGCCUUGCACUCUGGAGGCUGCAGGAGUUUCCUGUGGUGAUUCAGAAUGAGCAUGAGUCCUGCAUACGUGACAUCCUUGAGCUGAAUUGGCACUUGACACGAAAGAAGGGGAAACUGGAACAAGUGAAAGACAAGGUGACCCACACUCAGAUGUUCAACCUCAGACUGAAUGAAGACAUUGACUUUGUGAAGAAGCAUGGCCCUCUUGUCAAAGAGAAGCUUGAGAUGGAGAAUGAAAUAAUGAACAGGAUCAGAGCUGCGCAGAUUGAGGCUGAUGAGUCGUUUGCAAAGGCUACCAAAAAACUGCGUAACUUUGAGUGUGCGUUGAAAAAAGAAGAGGAUGGCUUUCAAAGGAGAAAUGAGGAGUUCGUGCAGGAGCUGGGCAAAUUCCAGAUCCAUCGAAAGGAACGACAGGAGGAGUAUGAGGAACUGGAGUCACUCUGGCUUGGGAUCAAUGUAAAAGUCAAAGAGACUGAGGAAGCCAUUGUACAAAUAGUUGAUGUGUGUAACGGCUUGUCUCUGAGCAUCCCUGAACUGGAGAAACAGGAAGAUGUUUACAAAGAUAAGGUUAUGGCACUGAGGAGCGAAAUAGAGAUGGAGGAGGCCAACAUGGAUCGCAUCAAGAAGUGCAAAGCGGACCUGCAGAAGCAAAUUAGUGAAUCUAGGCAAGCAGGUGAAACCAAAGUGGCUGAGUUAGAGGACCAUCUUUGUCAGAGACGAAAAGAACUAAUGGCCUUAGAAGAGGAAUCGAAGGAACUAGAGCUGGAGAUUGAAGACUACACCAAAAAAAUCAGCCAAAGUGAGCAGGCCAUGAAGCAGCUGCAGGUGGACAUGAGGCGCAUCCAGCUGAAGAUUGGCCAGAACGAGGAGGCGAGGACCAAGACCCAGACCGAGCUUUCCCAGGUCAUGGCGCUCCACUGCUCCACCAAAGCCAAGCUGGAGGACCUGGAGCAUCUGACCUUCACAGAGGAGCAGGGUAACCGGAAAGUGACAGAGAACCUGAAAAAGAAGAUCAUGGUUGAAAUGAAAGCUAUUGCCAUCCUCAAGAGUAAGAUAUCCGCAACUAAAGUGGAGUUCAACGAGAAAAAGAUGAAGGCCGACGAUGAGAUGGAGGAACUUCAGAGUGAGUUUGAGAAAGCCUCCUCCGACACAGCAGCUCUAGAGAUAGAAGUCAAGGAGCUGAGAAAGAUUCACAGCGACAAAACAGAGCAAACUGAGAACCUGAAGGAUGAGCUGGCAAACCUCCAGAUGGUAAAGCAGAACUGCUCUGAUGACCUUCAAGCGCAACGCAAUGCUAAACUCCAAACUCUGAAUGCAGUCAGGGAUUUGCACAAUAGUGUCUCUGAAAGAUAUGAGGAUGCCAAGGCUAGGAUCGCAGAGCUUCGUUCAAUAUCUGUAGAGUACAGAGAAGAAUCAGACAUGAUGGAAAGGACCGCCAAAUUUCUGCCUGCCAUCAUUGAGGAGUUACAGAGUAUCUGUGACGGCAUUCAGUACAAGCAUGAGAGGGCCCUGAUAGUUGUGAGCAGCCUACAGCAGGAUAUCACCGGCUGUGAGGACAGAACAAUAGACACAACGGAGGCACAUGAUGUCCACUUCAAGGAGAGAAGAGCCGUCAUGCAGAAAAUGAAGGCUGAUCUAAAGGAGGCCCUGAAGGAGAAUAUGAGUUUAGCCAACGAGUACCGUGACCUACAGAAAGUCCUGAUGAACGUCAAGCGAGAGGCUGUGUUUGUUUUCGACGAGAAGAACCGGGCCGAAGUGUCAUUCCAGGAGCGCAAACAGCUUUCUUUGUUGCAGAAGAGGAUGCACAAAGCCAUGGUGAAAUACUUCAACCACCGCAGCCUCCACAGUCAAGCUGAACUGGCCUAUUUCCAGAGCCUCUCUAAUGCGAACAACCAGAAAAUAACAACCGUGCAGGAGGAGUUGUCAAAGGCAAUUCAACGCCUCUCGGCUUUCCUGCACUCACUGACAGAUGACUCAACUACCACCGGCGACGACGCAAACAAACAAUCCGGCCCGGACGCCAAUGGAUUGAGCGGCGCGAUGCAGGCGGUUCAGAUAGCGGUGUAAUUGGAACCUCACCUGUGCCAGACAACUCACUUACUCCACCACGACUCGCUCCACACACACCCCUGCCCCCCACCCCAUCUCCCCUUCAACCCCCCCACCCUCCAGCCUCCACCUCUCUAACCAGCAGCAAAUCCAUAACAAUGAAACAGGUGACUUUCAUGCUGCUGUCAGGAAUGAUCUAAUUUUAGCUGGGUGAAUGAUUGCAAUUGGCUUUGCCUCAUCAGAUAAUUAAUCUAUGUCACCAUUAAUUGGAAAAGAGAAUAAUUACAGGCCAUGUUGACAGAAAUUCUACGCUCCUCCACAUCUUCGAGAUCUAAUUACACCUGCUAAAGCCUGGUGACCUCGACUAGCAGUUAGUGUACCUCUGUAACCCUAAGUGUACUACUAGCACAGCGCGUGGCCAGCAGCCGGGCAGCAAACCACUCCUCUUGCCGCUUUUGUUUAUGCCCGGUUCUCUCGUCUCCUCUGAGAGCUGUCUCCCUCAAUCACUUUUCAAUAUUCAAUCUUAAUUUUGUGGAAGUUUAGCAUUUUCAAUGAGCUGGAGAUGAAUGAUUAAUGAAUAAAUUUAAAUGCUUCAUUUUG